GCCACGCCACACGAACGCUAAAAAUGCCAUCUGCCGAACUGUUCCAAAAUAAUCCACCGUCAUAAUUAAACCUUCAAUAAUAGAGGGUUUUUUGAUUGCAAGUCCAGUUAUUAAUUAAGUGAAUGAUGAGUGGUGUUUCUUGCUGUGAAGGUGAAGGGUUCAGUGCUUCGCCGAUUGUAGAAAAUGCAAGUAUGGACGGUUGUGGUCUCCCUCUGUGUGACGUGGAGGGUUGUGGGUGCAGAGGACUUCCCGUCGCUGAUCACGGCCAAUGGCUCUAUAGCGGUGGUGCUAGACCGGCAGUUCCUGGGCGAGCAGUACCAGCUGGUGCUGGACCAGGUGAAGGACUGGGUGCGGGAGCUGGCGCGGGUCGAGCUCAAGCACGGCGGCGUCGUCGUGCACUACUACUCCUGGACCACCAUCAGCUUGAAGAAAGGUUUCAUAGCGGUCUUCAGCAUCGCCUCCUGCCAAGACACCUGGACCCUAUUCUCAAGGACGGAGGAGGAGGAGCUCCUCUUGUUCGCCCUGACCGAGGCCGACUGCCCUCGCCUGCCGUCUGACGCCGCCAUCACUGUCUCCUACAUGGAACCUGGGCACGAGCUUCCACAGAUACUGCUGGACUUGAGGACUACGAAGGCUUUUCAUUGGAAGUCCGCGGUUAUUUUGCAUGAUGAUACGUUGAACCGCGACAUGGUAUCACGAGUGGUGCAGUCGCUGACAUCCCAGAUAGACGACGAGGACGUGCCAGCCAUCUCGGUCACCGUGUUCAAGAUGAAACACGAGAUCAACGAAUACCUGAGGAGAAAGGAGAUGCAUAGAGUGCUUUCGAAGCUGCCUACCAGAUACAUAGGCAACAACUUCGUAGCAAUAGUGACAUCAGACGUGAUGUCGACAAUGGCAGAAACAGUUCGGGACCUCGGCAUGUCACACACACAGGCGCAGUGGCUGUACAUCGUGUCGGACACCAACACGCACACAGGCAACCUGACCAGCCUCAUCAACGCGCUGCACGAGGGAGAGAACCUGGCGUAUAUGUACAAUAUCACGGAUGAUCAUCCGGAUUGUAAGAACGGCCUAAUCUGCUACUGCCAAGAGGUUCUCAAGGCGUUCGUCUCAGCCCUCGACGCCGCGGUUCAGGAGGAGCUGGAGGUGGCGGGGCAGGUCUCCGACGAGGAGUGGGAGGCCAUCAAGCCGAGCAAGCUGCAGCGACGGAACAUGCUGCUGAAGCAUAUGCAGCAACACAUCUCAGUGAACAGUCGCUGCGGCAACUGCAGCAGUUGGCGAGCCCUUGCCGCGGACACGUGGGGCGCCACCUACCGCGCCUUCACUGAGGAUACCGCGGCCCCGGGGAGGAAGAAGGACGCCGACAAUGACACCACUAGCGGGGUCAUUGAGCAGAUUGAGCUGCUUCAGGUGGGCACAUGGCGGCCGGUGGACGGCGUGCGUUACCACGACGCGUUGUUCCCGCACGUGGAACACGGCUUCCGGGGCAAGCCGCUGCCCAUCAUCACGUACCAUAAUCCUCCUUGGACGUUCCUGCACACCAACGAAUCCGGGACUAUAGUUAGCUACAGCGGGUUGAUCUUUGAUAUCAUCGAUCAGUUAUCCAAGAUCAAAAACUUUACAGCAAAGAUUCUCCUACCAGGCAACGUGAAGCAUGACUUCUCAAACGACACCGUGGAUAGCAUGCAAAGCGAGAGUGCUCUGGCGACGUUGUCAGCAGUGGCGCGGGGGCAGGCGGCCCUGGCAGCCGCCGCCUUCACCAUCCUGUCUGAUCCCAUGCCAGGCAUAAACUACACGGUGCCUGUGAGCACGCAGCCCUACUGCUUCAUGAUCGCGCGGCCGCGGGAGCUGAGCCGCGCGCUGCUGUUCAUGCUACCCUUCACCACCGAUACGUGGCUGUGCCUGGGGUUCGCGGUGAUCCUCAUGGGUCCGACGCUGUACAUCAUCCACCGCCUCAGCCCGUACUACGAGGCCAUGGGUGUGACCCCGCAGGGAGGCCUGUCCACGAUACACAACUGUCUGUGGUACAUCUACGGCGCUCUGCUGCAACAAGGCGGCAUGUACCUCCCGCGCGCCGACAGCGGGCGCCUGGUGGUCGGCACCUGGUGGCUGGUGGUCCUGGUCGUCGUCACCACGUACUCCGGCAACCUGGUGGCCUUCCUGACCUUCCCCAAGCAGGAGCAGCCCGUCACCACCGUGGCCGAGCUGGUGGGGCAGAGAGGGACCUUUACGUGGAGUAUUAGGAAGGGGUCGUAUCUGGAGAGCGAGUUGAAGAACUCAGACGAGCAGAAAUACGUGACGCUGCUCAAAGGGGCAGAACUCCUGACCAGCUCCCCCGAGAUCGGUCUGGCAGGCAGCGGCGCCCGUGUGCUGCAUCGAGUAAGGACCCAGAGACACGCGCUGGUCGACUGGAAGCUGCGGCUCAGCUACCUCAUGAGGGAGGACCAUUUGCGGACGGAUACGUGUGACUUCUCGCUUAGUGCAGAAGAGUUUAUGGCAGAGCAAGUGGCUUUGAUCGUGCCGUCUGGCAGUCCGUACCUUUCCGUCAUAAAUAAAGAAAUAAUGCGCAUGCACAAGGCAGGGCUCAUCGCUAAGUGGUUAUCCGCCUACCUGCCCAAGAAGGACCGCUGUUGGAAGAGCUCGGCGGUCGCGCAGGAAGCCGACAACCACACCGUGAACCUCAGCGACAUGCAGGGCUCCUUCUUCGUACUGUUCCUGGGUUUCUUCAUCGCCUCUUCAGUACUUCUCCUCGAGUGGCUCUACAAGCGACACAAAAAGAAAAGCGAAGAAAUCGUCAUAAAGCCUUAUGUAGAAUAACAGUUUUGUAAUGAUCUUUUAUCUUUAAAAUAAAAUGUAUUUAAGUAA
Messenger RNA from Plutella xylostella (diamondback moth), 2865 nucleotides. RefSeq names its product Ionotropic receptor 93a. Gene Ontology annotation, cellular component: membrane. NCBI's taxonomy places the organism in Eukaryota, Metazoa, Arthropoda, Insecta, Lepidoptera, Plutellidae. The record is from RefSeq and is a predicted model, not a curated record. Gene Ontology annotation, molecular function: ligand-gated monoatomic ion channel activity; signaling receptor activity. Gene Ontology annotation, biological process: monoatomic ion transport.